This is a messenger RNA of Penicillium antarcticum, 2112 nucleotides long. RefSeq lists its product as uncharacterized. Bases 1 to 2112 code for a protein of 703 amino acids. The transcript is spliced from 2 exons. The record is from RefSeq and is a predicted model, not a curated record. Lineage: Eukaryota; Fungi; Ascomycota; Eurotiomycetes; Eurotiales; Aspergillaceae.
AUGUCUACCACUGAUGCAGGGUUUGUACAAUUUCUUCAAAAGCAUAGCUCUCCCAAGAAUCAGCGAGUCACGGCUGGAGGAAAAAUCGUGCCAAUGACGCCACCGACUCCCCAGCUUGAUGGCAAGCCCCGUCUUGAGGGCGUAUCACCCGUGCUGAUGGUCAUGAUGGAUGAAGAUCCUUCUGUUGUUGGGCGUGUCUUUCUUGGCGACAAAGUAGUGGCUGGUGAACAGACAGAUGGACCCUAUGAUCAGCACUGGGACUCCUCUUCUUCAGAUGAGGAUAAUCUCCAUGUGUAUUGCCAGACACCUCAGUCGUUGGCGCCCAUGCACCCUGCUGAUCCUUGGAAUCUCGAUCCACGUAUUGCCCCCCGAAAUCCACACAGUCGUAUUACAGAAGAUGUGCCGCUUCAACAGGCUCCAGGAACCUCGGUGUUUGUUCCAGAUCCAACCCAGCGCCCUUCGAUUCAACUGGGGUUCAGCAGUAGCUCUUUGUCGCAGUUUGAGUCGUACAGCGAUGGACGCAUUGAAAGGUGGUGCGCAUGGGCUUAUGAAAUCCAAGAAGAGGAGACCAUGAUGAAAGGGUUUGUGCUCCGGAGGAGAAAUCUGGAUAUCUGGGUGGGCGUGGAUUUCUAUCGACGAUAUGUUCGGUGUGCAUGGAUCUGUGGCAUCCCAGACAGGGAAGAGGCUGAAACGCGAUUGCGACACAAGUUGAGUCUGCAUGAGCAGUGGCUCGUGGAAAUCAACGGGGCUAUGGCUUUAGACCUUUGUUCUAGGCCUGACGGGCGAUCGCUGCACUAUCGAAUCUACAACACCAACGAGCGGGCGAGAAUCUUGGCCGCUCUCGAAGAGCUUGAUGGCAUCCGGAACAUCCAGGCUGAUCUGGACCGGGCUGGGUACAUAACAUUCGAAAGCAUUGCGAGCACCUUUGGUGAAGAUUUCACCAGACCAACCAUUCAGGAUAACACCAGUGCACCAGAUAUGAGCCCAGAUGCUGGGGUCACCAGCGAUGGUGUAAAUGAUACCUCAUUUGUGAGCCACACGAGAGCCACUGGACCAAUCCGCAUCAUUGAUCCUCACACUGGUUGUCCCAUAGAUCUGAUAGGACUUUCACAGAAGGCGAAGAAGAGAGAUGGUCGUGCCAAUGGCGCUGGCGCGGAUCUUAGUCAAGCAAAUGGUGUUGCUCACGAUGGUAUUGACAAGAUGGCCGGUAUACCGGUUCCGGCUGGAAGCAUAGACCUGUCUCUUGAUAUCGCCCAGUCUUCGGAGCAGAUUGUCAAAGAAUUGACUGACCUUAGUAACGGCGCGUUCCUGGUGGAAAAUGGUCAGCUCACUUUGUGGAUCCCUCAAGAAAUCUUGAAAGACCUGCGUCCAUUGCGAAAGAGGGUAUCCAGCAAGACUGUGCCCCGGAACUUUGGCCGCCCUCGCUAUGGCCCAGGAUUGCAAACUAUCACGGAGGUUGGUCCGGAGUUCUUUUCUCACGAUGACAAUGAGGCUGCUGCUGUUUGGGCAGUGGGUCGUGCCGUUUCAAGCCCUGUGAUCACAAGCAGCGGCAAACGUGGAGAUCAUGACAAUGCUGAGACUGAAUCCCACGAUGAAUGUGAGAUGGGAGUAUUUGCGAUCAUCGAGGAGACUGCGCGAGACAAGAUCAAGUCUGUACGUAACGACGUUUCGACUACGUGUGACCACGCCGACGAGAUUGCGCAUGACAAAGAUAAUGGUGCGAUCAAACCGAGCGACAACGUCAAUGGCGGUAUUCAGGACUACGAGAUGGUUAUGGGAUCUAUCAUGGAAACGUCCGGACUACAGCAAAACCGAUCUAAAUCUAUCAGCAGUCAAACUGUCAUUUUCACGGACACAUUAAGCGCAAGCAGUGUCAACGAGAAUGAGCUGCAAUUCGACUUGGAGGACUUGUCGGACUCGUCAUGCACGUCAGAAAUGCCUUUGCUUUUGAACUCAUACCAUGCACCCCACGUUAGGCCCCGCCUAGCUAUCAAGCCAAGUGACCCCACCGUGCUCUCGUCGCUUCUGAUCAACCUUCACGCUCUCCACACUGCGCCCGCAAUUGCCUUGACCAACAACAUUGAGGUUUACGCAUCCUUUGCCAUGAAUUAG